Trichomycterus rosablanca is the source of this 2457-nucleotide messenger RNA. RefSeq names its product zinc finger protein 774-like. The coding region runs from base 53 to 2206 and encodes 717 amino acids. NCBI's taxonomy places the organism in Eukaryota, Metazoa, Chordata, Actinopteri, Siluriformes, Trichomycteridae. Gene Ontology annotation, cellular component: nucleus. The transcript is spliced from 8 exons. The record is from RefSeq and is a predicted model, not a curated record. Gene Ontology annotation, biological process: regulation of transcription by RNA polymerase II. Gene Ontology annotation, molecular function: sequence-specific DNA binding; DNA-binding transcription factor activity, RNA polymerase II-specific.
UUACUGGUGCUGGCUUCACACAGAUGCAGGUCCUGCACAGACAGCGUGAAUAAUGGAGAAAACACCAGCACCACCAUCACCACCAUCACCGGUAUCUUCUCCCAGCUCAGCCGAGCAGAGUGUGAGGAAACCCCGCAGCGUGGAGAGUCUGCAGGCCGAGAGACGGAGGGACAGAAGCCGGAGCAAGUCCAGGAUUAAUCUCGGCCAGGCCUUCACGAGGUGGAGAGAACUGCGCCGAUCUAAAGACUUCAAGUCUGAUCCUGAGUUCGCUUCAUUCUUACUGGACCGCUACCAGGGAAUUAAGCACGUCUCAAGAGUCCACAGGAGGACCCGUCUAAUGCCCGAUGCACCGUCUGAUGGUGAGAUAGAUUCGUCCAAUGAUGCCGACGCAAAGCAGCCAGCAGAGAUUGAGAUAAAUCUGGGAUUAACGAGAAGCGUGAGGGAGAAAACGUCUGUGGGUUCACAAGAAAGACGCAAAUCAUACAGCGAAGCUGUGCAAAGCAGGCUGUCAGCGUCAGAUGAAGAAGAAAGCUGCAGCUUAUCAGGCAGUAAUCACGUCGUCCUGACCAAGGAGGUCUUGGUGCUGCUGAUGUACCGGUGUUUGGAAUGCUCCGGUCCGUGCCGUAUUUGGGGGUUAGGUAAAGGAGGGAGUCUUUCGUUCGGACAGGAGUGUGUGAAAUGUUCUCACUACAGGGUGUGGACCUCCCAUCCGGCUGUGCAACCGACGCAGAAGGUGGCAGAUAAAUCACAGUCACACGACCAUGAAAGUCGGAGACGCCGGAUCGAAGCUUGUGUGAACACGGACGCUCGGGACGUCUCACGUUUUGCGGUGAAAGAGGAGCCUGAUGAAGACGAGAGAACGAAAGAGGAACACGUACCACCUCUCCUGCUGGAGGCACACGAGGAUGACGAUCCUUCAGCACUCAACGAAAAUCGCGACGAGGACGCGGACGGGUCCGAUCUCAGAGACGGGCCGCCGAAUACACAGGAAGAACCGAUUAACGAUCAGAACAGAAGCGUAAACGAUGACGGAGACGCGCCUUCAGACGAGGAGUACGAGGAUCCUAGCUCGUCUUGCGAGGCCACAGAGAAUGAAGAAUUAUCGGAGUCCGAAUGCGACCGCAAGCUGAAGCCAUUUCAGAACACGAUCAAACCCAUCAUCUGGUGCACAGACUGCCAAUGUGUCGCCAAAAUGGUGUGUACGAUCCGGAGGCACCUGAAGAUCUUCGGCUGCCGGGAGUGCGGCGUGGUGGACGACGCUGACCGGGGCACCGGAGACGCUCCUGACGACGACGUCGAGAAAAAGCAAAAACGGAUGAAUUUCUCGGUUUAUUUCGGCGACGUCGUGAGCUUUCAUAAGCACGCCAUGAGCACGCACGGCGCCAAGGAGAACCCGGUGGAACAGCGGGUCUGCCAGGACUGCAAUAAGAUCAUCAGGGUGAAGAAAAAAGUCCACGUGUGUGAGUACAAGAUCAAACCCUUCUUCUGCCCCCUCUGUCCCAAACGCUUCUUCACGGAGAACGGCCGGAAGGUGCACGUCCGCCGGCUGCACGGAGACUACACGCACUUCUGCAAGUUCUGCAUGACGCCGUUCGCCACCAAGGCCUCCAAGCUGGAGCACGAGCGGCGGCACGGCGACGGCGACCUCCUGCCCUUCUCCUGCCCCGACUGUCCGGAGAAAUUCAAAGAUUUCAUAACGCGCAACCAGCACAUGAGAGGCCACACGGGCCAGAACAGGUUCAUCUGCGACGCGUGUUACCGCACCCUCCCCACGCUCACCAGCUACGAGAGGCACAUGCGCAUCCACUCGGGGGAGAAGCCGUACUCCUGCGGGGUCUGCGAGCGCUCCUUCAAUCAGGCCGGCCACCUCAAGUCCCACAUGCGGCUCCACACGGGCGAGAGGCCGUUCAUGUGCGAGCAGUGCGGCGAGUGUUUCAACCACAACGUCAGCCUGAAGAACCACCUGCAGAAGCGCCACGCCGGCCUCGCGGCAUCGGGGGAGGACGGUUCCUCCGAGACGCCGAGCACAGGACGCGGGAGGAAGCGAGACAGGACGAGCUCUGACGAUCCUGCUGAGAAGAUGGAAACGGAGGAGGGAUAUAGAUCGCAGAGUGAACCGUCCGACGAUGACGAGUGCCCGAAAAGAGGCAGAAAGACGAAAGUCAGGACCAAAAGACGUGCAAAGAAUAAUAUAGAUGAAAAAUAAUAGAAACGGAUGCUUAUCUUCGUGAAGCGUUAUUUCCUGAGCCUGUGUGGCCUGACACACAUAUCACACAGUACGGUCAUUUUGAGAAUUUGGGUUUCUCAUGUAACUGUAGUGAUUUGAUCUCAGAUGAAUGUGUUUGGCAUUUUAUCUGCUGCGUCUUCUGUCUGUCAGAGACUAAACGACUUCUGUCUAAGAACUGUAGAUUCUGGACUAUGUAUCAGUAAUAACUAAUUGAACAACCGGGCCAAAAU